Molecule: messenger RNA, 3475 nt
Organism: Labrus bergylta (ballan wrasse)
Lineage: Eukaryota; Metazoa; Chordata; Actinopteri; Labriformes; Labridae
Source: RefSeq, a predicted model, not a curated record
AUGUCCAGGUCAGACUACCCUCCAGGGUAUGACGACUCCAGGGGCCCGCUGUACCCGCCUCAGGGUGGGAAUUACCCAGCACCCCCUGCGUAUGGCUUCCCAUCCUAUGGUGGUCCGCAGCCAGGUCAGCCCCCUGCUCCCUACCCCACCGGUCCAAACACCCCCCUGUACCCAGGCCAGCCUGGAGGCUAUGCUCCUGGCCCAUAUCAAGGACAGCCUCACCCUGCUGGGCACCCAGGGGGGCGCUACCCCAACCCCCCGCCUAUGCCCCCUGUCAUGCCACCCACCAUCCCAUCAGACAUCCUGAGCUCUGGUGAUGAUUUUGCGGCGAGCGAUGGCGGUUGGGACAGUAUGAGCAUUCGACACGCCUUCAUCAGGAAGGUGUACAUGAUUUUGGCGGCUCAGCUCCUCCUCACCACAUCCAUCGUGGCAGUAUUCACAUUUGUCGAGCCUGUCCGAUAUUUCGUACAGAGAAACCAAGCCAUCUACUGGGCGUCAUAUGCUGUGUACUUCAUUACCCACAUGGUGCUGGUCUGCUGUAAGGGCCCCCGGAGGAAGUUUCCAUGGAACGUCAUUCUGCUGCUCAUCUUUACUUUGGCUUUGUCCUACAUGACUGGAAGCAUUUCUAGUUUUUACGACACAAAGGCAGUGUUUCUCGCUCUGGGCAUCACUGCUGUCGUCUGCAUCGCUGUCACCGUCUUCUGCUUCCAGACAAAGGUGGAUUUCACAAAGUGCCAGGGCUUUUUCUGUGUGCUCGGGAUCGUAGUUUUUGUGACGGGCAUCAUUACAACCAUCGUGCUUUCCUUCAAAUAUAUGCUGUGGCUUCACAUGCUGUAUGCAGCAAUAGGAGCCAUAGCCUUCACCAUGUUCCUAGCGUACCACACACAGCUGCUGAUAGGAAACAGGAAGCACUCUAUCAGUCCGGAGGAGUACGUCUUCGCCGCCCUCUCCAUCUACGUCGACAUCGUCCAGAUCUUCAUCUUCCUGCUUCAAAUUAUCGGUUCUUCGACCAAAUAAGUCUACCAAAGACACAAUGACCAACUGCGGUCGACCGGGUGCAGAAUCAUUACCUUUAAAAAAAAAAAGAAAAAAAAAAAAAAGCUUUGCUUUGUUGUGGAUAACAAUACAUUUAUAAAAGUCAUGAUGCACUCCAGGAGAAAAAUGGAAGGGCUGAAUGAGAUUAUGUCAUAGUAUAGGUCAAUAUGGUCAAUCCUAUGAACAAAAAACACACUUUUUCUAAAGUCCAUACUUGUUUGUAUCUGCAUUGGCAGCUUGCCAGUUAUCAAAGAUUACUGAUACUGCAACAUGAAUACCACAAAUAUUUAUGGACACAAGAAAGAAAGUGACAUUUAAUCACUCUCACUGGAUUUAAUCAAACGUGUUCCUCUGCAUGUUAAUGUACAUUUAAACAUUCACAUAAACUUCUGUAUUAAUGUUGAAUAAGAGGGUAUUUAUGUUCGCUCUGUUGUUCGCUCUCCAACAUACCUGUACGUACAGUAAAGGUGAGCAGUAAAACAUAAUGUGGUCGACAUCAUCAGAGCUGGGAUGAUGAUAUCCAUUCUGAUAAUAAUUAUCGUUGUACAAGCUGCUUGUGUUCUGUCUUGGCGGCAGGAGAAAUGUGUCAUGGUUCAUGAAGGGAGUGAAUUAUUAAAAGCUUCUCCUAAAUGUUUUUUUUUUUUUAUUUGGGCAUUUUUGUAAUUGUAAUUUGAAGUUACUUCAAGAAAAGUUUUUUCUUUGUUUUCCUGUAAAGAGUUGGACAUUAGGACAGAUACCGCUCUCAUGUCUUUACUGUAGAUUACAGUAAAGUGUUCAGUUUGUUCGCUCAGUAUGAUAGUGAGGGGGAAACAGCUAGCUUGUCUUUGUCUUGAAGUAAAUCAUCUGCCUUAAAACAUCUCUUAAAUACUUGUUCUAAACAUUUUUUUCUUUCAUACAUCUUAAACAUGAUAAAGUGAAUAACAAUCCACUUUUUUGUUGGACUCUAGAAGUCACUUUUAUAAAAAAUCUCUGUUACCGGACCUUUAAUGUUUAUACCUCAAUAUUUGGUGCUGAUUAAACAAAUGAGAUCAAACAUGUUGAUUUGAAAGCUUUAGAUUUGUUGGUCAUUAGUUUGUCACCUUUAGACAGAGCCAGGCUAGCAGUUUCCCUCAGCCUCCAGUCUUUGUGCUAAGCUAAGCUAAGCUGCUGCCGAUUGGCUGUGGCUUCAUAUUCACUGAACACACAUUUUAGUGGUAUUGAAAAAACCGCAUCUAACUCUUAACAAGUCAAAACAAUAUUGUUAAAAAAUAUAAUAUGAAAUAUAAUAUAAACUCUUUUUAAAUGCAUGUUACAGGACAAACGUGUACAACUGUUUAUUGUGCAAACUGUCUGAACCAACGACUCAGUUGAACUAAAAAGUGUUAAUGUGCCCUAAACAACAAUAGUUAUGAUGGUAGCCUAAGUACCCAAAUACACUGGGUAUCAAUACUAUGACUAUUGACCCCUGAUAUACAUCUCACCCUCAGAUCUGCUCUGUGUUCAUAUAGUCAAACCUUUACUCAUAGUCUGUAAUACAAGUGUUGCUAUGGUAACUAUACACAUCCUUAAUCACUACAGUGCCUUGACAAUGUUUCUGAGAUGAUAUUUUUUACUUGAAGUACAGGUGCAGUAGUACUCAUAUAGGAUAUGUUACAUACUGUUUGUCUCUGUUUUCACGUUUUCUUGUGUUACAGUCAGAUUCAGGUCGGAUACAGAGCGUCAGCAGGAUGAGUUGUUCCACACAGGAUAACACAAUAAACUCUGUGGUGUUAAAUUAUUGGAACAUUCCUGAAUGUUGGAGUUUCAGCUGAUGUGGAGCUUGUUCCCACCGCUGCUCCUCCACGUGUGUUCAUAUUGAAGUUAGAUACAGUAUAACCACAACUCCAAAGAAAACGAAGGCAAACACUGUAAAUAUGCAGUGCAGAGCAGUGUGCUGUCAGUAUAACACAUGAAUGAUGAGGACAAUCUGUUUGCCUUUUAUAUCAAAUAAAGAUUUGUAUUUGUGAGUUUUUAUGUGGCUCAUUAUUGUUGUACCACUGAGUUUAGAUUUUUACAAGUUUAUACAAUCAAAAAUAAACUUUAUUUUCUUUGUUAUACUGUAUUAAUCAAGAUACAAUGAAAUGCUCAAUCUCAAAGAGUGAUUUCCAAACAUUUGGACCAAAUGUUUCAUUUUUUAAAUAACGUGCAGGUUAAAACCCUUACCAAGCUGCUCCAGUAGUUUUCUUCAGCUUGCAGCUACAACACAUCUGUAACAGCUGCAAAGUUAUCCUUCAGGUAAAUGCACCAAGUCAAGGUACAUUUACAAAAUGUGCUUGUUUUUGUCACUGACAGCCUCGUACACAGUUAUGGAAAGUAUCCCUACAGAAAAAUAUGCUGCUUUAAAACUAAAAGCAAGUGUUACAUUGCUUCAUUCAAAGCCACCAUACUCUGUUGAAAAAAAUAAAAUUUUACCCUCACAGAA